GGUACAGCAGAGGUAGGGGUGGAUCCUCUGCUCAGAAUCUUCAAGUCAAUCCCCAGGGGGCUGUGAUGUGUAAGGUCACCAUGGCAAUGGAGUGGGGGCAGGGCACCGAGGGCAUGGAGCAGGAGGACUAUGGAAGCCACCAAGAAGGUGGGGGGCCCUGAUCCAUCGGGUCCCCAGGACCACCCCUCAGCCAGCAGCCAGCGCUGGGGAGUGGCCUCGGAGGGUCUCAGGGACCAUGGAUAAGCUCAGAAUCCCUAUACUUCAAGCAGGGGUUGUCAUUGUCUACCAAGACCAUCACUGAUGGCGCCUGUGGCCCAGCCUCCCAGGCCCGCAUCCCUGGGCCCAUUUACCAGCUACUCCAGGAUCCUGCUUCGGUUAGCUCCCAGUGCUGCUGUGAGCAGGCCUCCCAGGAUGCCCCGAGACUCUCCUCCACUAGCAUAUCUUCAAGCCCCAUUGUGGGAGCCCAACAACAUCUCAUCAUGGAGGAUGUGACCCUGACCUUACCAGAGUGCACACGCAGUGACAGCACCAGUGACAUAGCCCAGUGUGGACCCUGCCGCCUUUGGCUUCAGCUUGGGCUACGACUCCAGCUCUGGAUGUUACCCCAACCCCCACUGCAGUUGAAACUGACACCCAUACCAUUGAUCACCCGACUGACACCACUGCAGUCACCAAGGGCCCAUCUCAAGACCUCCUUCUCAGGAAGUGUGGCAAUCAGUGGUCAACUGUCUUGGAGUCUUCCAAAAUAGUCACAUCUUGCCAGGACAAAGUGAAUCUCCACUCUAAAGAGGAGCCUCCCAUCCCAAUGCCUACUCUAGAAGAGCGCCCAGACCAUGCCCAGGAGGACGAGGUUACCAGAAGGAAGGUGCCAACUGAGGAGGCUGAGAACCCUGUGAAGAAACUUCCAGUCUCUACCUCCAGGCCAAGCAGCCCAGAGCCCCCAGUUAUCUCCAAGUCCCAGAGGAGUAGCCAGGAGAUCUGUAGCUCUCAGCCACAAAAGAGCUCCCCAAUGUCUGUGACAAUAGCAGCUCUAAUGUGCCACUGUCUGCCUACCAAGUAACCUGCCACAAGCAGUCCCCAUUCCAGUCUCCCAAGGAAGCCAUGCAGAUCCCCCUCUCCAGUGCCCCAACCUGCCAGCUUCGGGAAGCUGUGGAAAACCGUGUGCUGGUGUUUGAUAUGGCCACAGGCAGCACCAGGAUGGGGCUGCUGUGCCAUGACCCUGUGGGCUCAUGGGCAGUGCUUGUGGGCCUCAUGCCCAGCCACCCAUCCAUCUAUGUCCCUGAAAAUAUGCUGUCCACCCAGCUGUUGGCCAAACCCAUCCUGUCUCCUGACAGCAAUCACUCCAGCUUUUGGUCUAUCACACCCAUGCUGUCCAGCCCAGUGCCCUGCAGCCUCUCAUCUGGCAGCUACCGAGAGGUAGCCCUGAAUCCCAAGGAGGCCAGGCUCAAUCUGGAGUCAUGGGACUCCCCUGGUACUGAGACACUCAUCAGGGUUGGGAUGCUCACUGGGCCUGUUCCACUGGGGAUGCCCCUCCAAUUUGAUGAGAGGAUACUGACCCAUGUCCCUAAUACUAGCUGGUCCAAGGCUGAUGGUGAAAAAAAUGAACCUAGUCAUACCAUCUGGAUGCUAGACCCUUCCAUGGCACCCUCUAGGAUGCCAGAUGCCUCCAUAGUCCAGACCAAGAAACUGCAGUGGAUGAAAUCAGAGCCUGCUGUACCUGCCAAUACCCAGGAAAUGCCCAGAUCCCUCCUCCAGGAAGACAUAGGCAGCCACGAAGAGGACAUUCCUGCUCACCCUGAUAACUCUCAGGCCAGAGAUGCUGGACAGGCUCUCCUCACUGGGCAGAUCCUCCUUGCUGGACAGCCACCCCUACCUGAGCACCCCCUUACUGAUCAAUCCCCUCUCACUGGGCAGACACCCCUUGCUAGGAAUCCGUCUUUAUCUAAAGAACCCCCCAUCACCAAAGAGCCCACUUUCAAGAUGGUCCCCCAACCCUGGAGAACCUGGCCAGGUCUCCACCCAGGAAGAUGAGCCCUUAGGCCUGCCUACUCAUGUAGGGGUAUUUCAGGUGCCCCUGACCCCUGAGGAGACCUGUAUCUAUAUGAGUAGAGACAAGGUUGGCAUCAGUAAUACUCAGCACUCCAUCAUGCAUCAGCAGCAACCUGGCAACUCCCCUAGGACCCAGGAGGAGCAGCUUCCCUUGAUCACAUUUACCACACCUGGCACUGGACGCAAGGUCUUGCCCAUGGCCAUGGUGGCCACUGAGCCCCAGAGUGCCCCAUUGAAGCUGACAGCUGAGGAUCUUACACACUUAUCAGUGGUUGCACACCUUGGACUGCCCUGCAGGGCCUGCUAUGAACUGGUGUCCACCACGGAUGCUCUGCCAGUUCGGUCGCCAGUGCUCUGCUGCCACUCACUGGGACCCUUCCAGGACAUGGCGGCCGUGGUGAUUGAUACAGGCACAGGAUUCACCAAAUGUGGACUGGGCUGGAGAGGACCAUGUCCUCAGUGUCAUACCCUCACGAGUUCAGCUGCUGCAGCACCCAGCCCAGGGCCAGCCACGGUAUGCAGUGCCUGAAAACCAAGAGGGAUCCUAUUCAGUGCUGAACCGAGGUGUGGUCUAUGACUGGGAUGCACUAGAGGUGCUAUGGCAGCACCUGUUCUAUUGCAGGCUGGGUGUGCAGCCCGAGAAGUUGGCUGUGCUCGUAGCCGACUCACCCAUCUUACCACACACCAACCGAGAAAAGGUGGCUGAAAUACUCUUUGAGCAUUUCCAUGUCCCAGCCAUGCAGACAGUGCAUCAGGCCCUGCUGGCGCUCUAUGCUUAUGGACGUACCACUGGGCUGGUGCUGGGCAGUGGCCAUGGCACUUCCUAGGUGGCACCCAUCCUCACUGGGGAUCUGGCCCCACUUGACACCUACUGGCUGGAUGUGGCUGGUGCUGACCUUACUGACUACUUGGCCCAGCUGCUGCAGAGAAGUGGCCACUCACUGCCCCAGGCAGGACUGAUCAACCAGAUGAAAGAGGCCUGCUGCUACGUGGCCAUGGAUGUGGCAGCUGAGAUGGCCCAAACCCAGGCGCAGGCCCAGGUGGACUUUGUGCUUCCAGACAAGCAGGUUAUCACGCUGGGGCCUGAGCGCUUCUGCUGCCCCGAGGCCCUCUUCCAACCCAAUCUGAUAGGUCUCAACCAGCCGGGCCUUCCACAGCUGGCCCUCCUAAGCAUCAGCCGGUUGGAGGCCAUGCAGCAGGAGCAGCUACUGGCCAAUGUGGUACUGGACGGUGGCAGCACACUCGUGAGUGGCUUCCCCGAACACCUGAGAGAGGAGCUGGGCCCUGGUGCCGCUGUGCUGGGGUCUCCCCACCGUGCAGUUGCUGCCUGGCUUGGGGGCCCCAUCAUGGCAUCCCGGAGUUCUUUCCAGAGCCUGUGGCUCAGCUGCUGGGAGUAUGAGGAAGAGGGCCCAUGGGCUAUCUAUAAGUACCAGCUGUGAGCACAUAAAAGUUCUGGUUCUGCUUUCUUUAAGCACUGUGGCAUGUUUCAGCCACAGGGUGGUGUGGGAAAAGCAGGAGUCCAGGCAUGGGGUCAUGGAUGGGGUCCCUGGCUCUCCCAAGGCAUGCCCUGCCUCUGCACUCUGGAACUCCAUGGGCCCUGGCAACCUACCCUUUCUAGACAGCCCCGGUGCCCCUUGACUGGCAUUGGCUCUGAUCUGGCCUGACCUUUACUGCACCCCAAGGGCAACCACAGAGAGUGGCUGCUGUGGGUUUUGCCCCGUUGCCCUGACGACGAGUGCAAUUACCCUUGAUUGCCAGCUUGUUGCCAUGGCAAUUUCAAACAUAAUGUAAUAACCCACACAGCCUGGAAUGAGUCACAAGGUGGGGGGCGGGGGGCAGCCCCCUCCCCUGGCUCCAGAGGAAAAGACUGCUUGCCCUUCCCCAUUGUGGGCCCUCUUCUGGGGGCUGAAGCCAAGCAACUUGCACAACAG
Messenger RNA from Symphalangus syndactylus (siamang), 3980 nucleotides. RefSeq lists its product as uncharacterized. NCBI's taxonomy places the organism in Eukaryota, Metazoa, Chordata, Mammalia, Primates, Hylobatidae. The record is from RefSeq and is a predicted model, not a curated record.